Messenger RNA from Zootermopsis nevadensis, 2915 nucleotides. The record is from RefSeq and is a predicted model, not a curated record. Lineage: Eukaryota; Metazoa; Arthropoda; Insecta; Blattodea; Termopsidae.
UGAGCUUCUGUUUCCGGUUGAGGAUUCGCUUGGGAGCUCAUUGUGAGUAGGUUGAAGGUUGGAGGGUAUAAUGUUUUAGAGUAUCUAGCGAUCGCGUUUGGAACAUUAAGACCAAGUAGUGUAUAUUGAAGAAUAUGGCAGCGUAAAUUAACGCUUAUUGUAUCUGUUGUAUUUUUAUUAUGUUGUGAAGUUCUGUGUUUGUAAUAAUCACGUUUCUCUGCCAACAAGCUGUGCGAAGGCAUAGUCACAGUUCAAUGCAUUCUACAGAAUCCAGGGAGUUAUCAUCAGAAGAGCGUACAAAAUUACAGUUACAGGAUAGAAGGCUGGUCUCAGGUCACCAAGCAGAAAAAUUAGAGUUGCAUGCAAAGAGGUACUGGGAUCUCUUCUACAAAAGAAAUGAAAGGAGAUUUUUUAAGGAUCGACACUGGACAGCGAGGGAGUUUAAAGAACUGUGCAAUGACUCUGAAAAUUCGUAUAUGCCAAAGGUGAUGUUGGAAGUUGGUUGUGGUGUUGGAAAUCUCAUAUUUCCUCUUAUUGAAGAAGUAAAAAUGUUCGUGUAUGCUUGUGAUUUGUCUCCAAGAGCAAUCGAAUUUGUGAAAUCACAUCCAUCCUACAAUGAAAAUACAAUUAAAGCCUUCCAGUGUGACAUUACAACUGAUGAUAUAUCGAAAGAGAUAGAGCUUGAAUCCAUAGAUAUAGUUACAUUGAUAUUCGUUCUAUCUGCUAUUCACCCAAACAAAUUUCAUCAGACAUUACUGAAAGUGUUUACUGUUUUGAAACCUGGUGGUAUAGUUCUUUUUCGUGACUAUGGGCUGUACGAUAUGGCUCAACUACGGUUUAAGGCUGGCCACAAAAUAUCAGACAAUUUCUAUAUGAGGCAGGAUGGUACAAGGAGUUAUUAUUUCUCCAGUGAACUUUUGGGAAAUUUGUUUGUAGAAGCAGGAUUUGAAAUUAUCAGCAAUACAUACAUUCAUCGUAGAACUAUCAAUAAAAAGGAAGAUUUGAAUGUUCCAAGAAUCUUUGUACAAGGAAAAUUUCAGAAACCUUCAUGAAUAUGAGAGUGAAAUUCAACAAAACUCUACAAAUUGAAAGGUAGAGAUGAUGAUGUUCACUAUCAACUUUGUUUUAUUAGUGAACAUGAAAGUGGUCACACAUUUUGUGAAUUGAACUCUGCAAAAGAAUGUAUUAUUCAGAUAUCAUGGAUCUUCUCUUAUUUGGCAAACAUCUAACAUUUUGGCAGUGAAGUGAUCUGAGAGAAGUCCUAUGGUACAAGCUGUGAACAGCAACAAAGUAAGUGUUCCUCCUGCACUGCAUUUUCAAAUUUGUUAAUGAAAGUGUAAUGAACUUAUUAGGUAGAUUGUGUGUUAAAGUGGAUGUAGUGAUGACAUUAUAGUUCAAAUGAUUACUGUGAUAUCUAACCAUAUCUUUCGCCCCUAUCUGAUGGCAUCCUUAUCAGAUGUGUGUUAAAUGCAAACAGUUUGUAAGAAUUCCAUGCCUUGACUUUAAUAUAUAUUUUCCAGGAUCUGAGAGAAGUCCUAUGGUACAAGCUGUGAACAGCAACAAAGUAAGUGUUCCUCCUACACUGCAUUUUCAGAGUUGUUAAUGAAAGUAUAAUGAAAUUAUUAGGUAGAGUGUGUGUUAAAGUGGAUGUAGUGAUGACAUUAUAGUUCAAAUGAUUACUGUGAUAUCUAACCAUAUCUUUCGCCCCUAUCUGAUGGCAUCCUUAUCAGAUGUGUGUUAAAUGCAAACAGUUUGUAAGAAUUCCAUGCCUUGACUUUAAUAUAUAUUUUCCAGGAUCUGAGAGAAAUGUAUUGUACACGCUGUGAACAACAAUGAAGUAGAUGUUUCUCCUGCACUGCAUUUUCAGAUUUGUCAAUGAAAGUGUAAUAUAUCUUUUUGCAUUAGUCUAGUAAAAGCAAAGUAUUACACACAUUAAUGGAAAGGUAUGCUAUAGGAAAGUGCUUUAUGGUCAUAAUAAAUUACUUCGAAUUACCUUUAAGGGAUGUCUUCUGUUGAAAUCUUAAUAGUAUGUAACAGUUUCACCUUUCAGCAAUUUUUAGACUCGGAAAGAAAACGUAAGGUCCACUUUUUGGCUACUGUUCAAGCUAUAAAGCACAUAAAAUUUAGUGUAGUCUGGUUCCUACUAUGUAUCCAUUGAUAGUUUAGGAAGUUAUAAUUAUAUUAAUCAUAAAUCUGUCACCACUUACAAAGUUUAAUGAGGUGUAAUUCUGUUAUGGAGCUGGAUUGUACUUUGUUUUAUUUGUAGAUUUUGAAAAUGCACGCUACCACUACACCGCGUGAUGGAACUAGUUGAUUUAAAGAGACUAUGAUGUGACGUUAAAGGAUAGCAUGUGUUACUCUUUAUUUAUAUAAGUGUUUGCAGUAUUCUGUGUUGCUGUAAAUAUCAGUUUUGGAACUUGGGAUCAGAUUUUUAAAACCUUUUUUUAUUAUAUGAAGGAAAACAACAAAACUUUUCACUGAUAAUUUUCUGAUGUAUCUGUAAUAAUGCCACUCUUUUAUGUCUUCUUAAUUGUUUAAUGAACUUUCUAUAUAUAAUUUAUGUUUUUUGUGAUUAUAAUGUUUGUACAAUGUUCUUUGCCUACAAAUGAGUUUUAUAUACAUAUAAUUUCCUUUGUCAUUUAUCUUUUAUCUACACCCAUUCUAGUUGUUUAUGAAUAGUAUAAAAUACAAACGUUAUUCAUGACAGAAUAAUUAUUAAAAUAAAACAUACAUGAUGGCACAUGUUAGUAUUAGUAAUAAUAUCUCAUAUGUGGAUGUGUGCCUGCAGUUUUUGUGAAACCAGUGUUUGAUAACUGCCAACUGUACUCAUCUUAUUUGUAAUUUAAAUAUUAAUGGUUGUACAGUAUUAUUCUGUAAUGAAGAAUAAAAAUCUUUGGACUUCUGCUGAAUAUAAA